AAGCAGCCGCGGUGGCCCCCGCAGUGCGCCCCGCGGCUCGCGCCCCGCGGCGCCCAGAUGGUGCCGCUGGCGGCCCUGCUCUGGCUGCAGCUGGUGCGGCUGCCCGCCGCCCGCGCGAGGCCGGAGCUGGUGAGGCCGGAGCGGCUCAGGCCGGUGUCGGAGCGGCCCAAGGGGGCGAGGAUCCCGAAGCCUUCGGCGGCCUCCGAGGAGAGGCGGCCCCCGCGCCAGGCGCCGCAGAAGCCGCCGCAGAGGAAGGCGCACCGCCCGCGCCCCGCCCCGCUGAGCCCUGGGUCGGGCCCGCGGCGGCCGAAGCACAUCGACGACAUCGUCGGCGACACCAAGCGGCCGGCCCCGCGCCCGAGGGGCGAGAGCCAGGCCGCCCCUGGUCCCGCCAACGACGACGGCUGCGACUACAAGACCGGCGACGGCUGCACGCACAGGACGCAGAGCGCAAUCUUAAGCUGGAAGGCGAAGAGCAGGGAGGAGAUAUCCAGCGAUUGCCGAGCUCGAACAGUCGGGCAAGGCCCAGAAGCUGCUGGAGGUCCUGCAGAAGCACACGGCGGAGCUGUAGCUCCAGGCGCCCACGAGCGGCAGGGAGGACCCGGGACACGCCUGCUCGUUGGCCCCCCGGGGCCUCUGGAGCUCUCCGAGCCUGCAGCGCUGGGCUGGGCGCGCGUGCUCCCCUGCGCCCCCGCUGGUGCGCGGCCUCUGCGGGGGGCGCGGGGAGCGGCCUCACCCGAGCCCGACUUAACCCGAGCGCGCAGGCCGCCCCUGCCGCAUCGCGGGCAACCACAUCGGCAGGCCGCGCGCGCGGAACGGGCCGCCCUUGCCCGCGGCCCCUCCCUGCCGGGGGCCGGCCCUCGGCUUGCCGGAGCCUGACGAUCCUGCGAGCGGAGCGGCGACGCGGCCAGGUCUGGUCACCGUCCGGGUGACCGCGAUGCCUCCCGGACCCGCCAGCUCGGUCUUCCCUGUCAUCCGCACCAGUCAGCAGGCAGGGUGCCGGACGGUGGCCCGCUGCCCGAGUGGCUCCUGUGUGCACUCCCGCGGAC
Prorocentrum cordatum is the source of this 1049-nucleotide messenger RNA. NCBI's taxonomy places the organism in Eukaryota, Dinophyceae, Prorocentrales, Prorocentraceae. The record is from the annotation of a GenBank genome assembly.